GCCGCGCAUCGUCGGAGGUGCGCUGGUACUGUUGAGUCGCGUUCUUGCAUGCGCACAAUCGAGACAUGUGAUUCGGAUUCGUCGAUCGCCGAGAGAUAGACGGAGCAGAAAAUGACGAGGGGAAAUCCUGCGGUCGUUGACGGCCUAAAGUGAAUUAAGAAGAUUUUCCUCGGUAAUGGUGGAUCCAUCUUCACGUGUCCGAGAAUACUUUGUAGAAUUUUUCCCGGAUUAACGGAUUAAACGGCUUUGCCAGUAAUCGCGUCCUACGAAGGAAAAAUUCGGAACACUGGGUGAAACAUUCCGGAAAUUACGCGCAACGUGACGUUUCUCGUGACGUUUUUUUGUGAAAGAGACGAGAGAGAAGCCUGCGAGUGUGCGUGAAAGCUACGAUAAAACACAGCGCCCGGUAGUCAAAAAUUGAACAACACGAGGCACAAUACUUGGUGGUGAAUAAGUGAAGAACUGAAUAUAAAGAAGUGGUAUAGCGACUGUGGGGGAUAAUUCAAGGAAAUGGCGGAAGACUCGCCUCGCCGGAAGACUAGAUCGGCUUCGAUUUGUGCCCCGGGAUUUUCCAGCAUGGAGCAGAUGCUAGAAGCUAUGCCACCCUCGGGAGCACGAGAUAGGGAGAGAGGAGAACGGGAAAGGGACAGUGGCAGUGGAACACCGGAUAGCAAUACACCCACGAGAAGACGAAGGCCAGCUACAAGAUCCCAGAGCGCCCGUGUUUCCGGCGGAAAUAAAAGCAUCCGUCGCCGUGCCGCGGCUCAAGCCGCCGCCCAUCAUCAUCAUCAUCAUCACCAUCACGAGGGAGGCAUGAAGUCGGCCCACUGCAGCAGUGAGCCCAAACUGACUGAGAAUGACGUCAGUCCGGCAAUCAGAAGACGAGGGAGCCGAAGAGGCCAGAGCAUGUACCACGCGCAGAGGAAAAGCAACGCCUUCCUGGACGUACCAGACGUCUCGUCUCAGAUGCCACCGCGGGAGGAUGGCGAAGACGAAGAUAGUUACAGACUCCGUAGCUUCAGUCUCACUAGCAAAGGUGUUGUCAAUAGAGGAGACUCCUUCCGGAGAAGAAGAUCGAGAUCGAAUUCUCUGGCACCUGCCGAGCAAGAGAACGAGGAGCGGCGAGCACCGCCCAAGGAAGUUAUCUCAUACACCGUCGCCAUGCUGGGUGCAAGAGGAGUUGGGAAAACCGCUCUUAUCAGUCAGUUCAUGACGAGCGAAUGCAUAAAUGCCUACGACAGACAGAGAGAUGUGCCGAGUGAACAAUCAGUUUUCGUGAUGCUGAACGGGGAAGAAAGCGAGCUUAGGUUUUUAAACAUUGCUAAUCCAAAGACCGAACUGGAAAAAAUGCCGUUGCCGGACGCCUUCAUUGUAAUGUACUCGGUAAUCGACAAGGCGUCCUUUCAAAGGGCCGAGGAAUAUCUCGCUCGACUUCACGAUCAAGAUCUUCUUCGUGCUAGACCGGCUAUUCUAGUCGGGAACAAAGUCGACUUGGUCCGUUCCAGAGUGGUUUCGCCCCAGGACGGGAGAUGCCUGGCCUGUACGUACCGCGCAAAGUUCAUCGAAGUGUCAGUCGGCAUCAGUCACAAUGUCGAUGAGCUGCUAGUGGGCAUACUCAAUCAGAUCCGCUUGAAAGUGGUCCAGGGUAACCAGGAGAACCGAAGUCACAGCAGUGGCGGUAGCGAAGGUAGCGGUCACUGGUACAAAUCCAGAGGUGUCGUGCGCGCCAGUAUGAAAGCCAGACAGAUGCUGACUUGGCUGUUCGGCAAGGAGGACAGCAAGUUCAAAAACUGCGAGAACCUCCAUGUACUUUAAGUCAGGACGAGAAGAAUUUAAAGCCGGACUGUUCUUGUAUCUUAUUAGUAUAUAUAAAUACCACGUGGCUUGUGAUGAAGGGCUUCUUUCUCGAAGGGAGUUCUGUAAUAACGUCUUCGGCGACUGAAGAGGUUUCUGUGCGAUCGGGGAAGAUAGAAGAGUAAGAAUCGUGAGAAUGUGAUCCAAAUGCAAUGGAAUGGAUGCGUUUCUAAGUUAACAAUACGUAGUUUAAAGUUUAGAGUUAGACACCGAGUCUUCGCAAUUCGUGAAACUCGCGAGAAUAUUUUGUUACCCUGUAGAGAGGACGAGCGGUCCGUGGACCAAACUGGAUACAAUUAGCUGAACGGCUGAACGAAGUGCCAAACUAGUGAAAAUUAAUGCCCGAAUGGCGUUUAAAGAGAGAUCGCUGAACGGAGAGAACGCUGCUCGAUUCCGCGCUCGUUCAAUCAUGACGGAACUAUCCAAUGAAAUGGAAUUAACUCUUGAGAUGAAGAAAUACAAAUUAACUCUCACAUUUCCCAGACUACUCUAUUUCUCCCAGUAACGGUCAAUCAAUUCGUGUGCAAUUUCUUUCGCGCAAGUAGUAAUUUGGGAUCGAAUAAAGUUCCGAUAAAUCCGCUCGCACAUUUUCCCCCGAUAUUCCAUUUAUCACAGGGAAAAAAGUAAUGUGCGAUCGGAUCUUAGACAUUUUUUACUGGUAUUCUACCUGUAGAGGGCGAUCUUCAGCGAAGAGAGCGUAUUUUCUAUGUCGUGUAUGUAGUUUCAUGAGAUUACGGGCGACGUGAACACUGAAGCUGGCGUUAAUGCAAUCAAAAGUUCAAAUCAAUCGAGACGAUAAGAAGAAGAAUCAAACCAGGACCAUGGCGUGAAUGAACGUGAUCGCCAUUAAGUUUACUUGUAUGAUUACUUUACGAUUGUAUAAGUAAGACCAAUUACUUAAUCUUUCUUAUAUUAAAUUUUAGUAUGUAUGUACAUGUAUAUACAAAAUUUGCGUGUAGACGUAUACCCGUGCGAGCAUGUUUUCCGCAGUAUGUACACGUGUAUCCCUAAUCUCUGACGUGUAUUCCCGUUGGCGAGUGUCGAUUCUACCACGUGGCAUUAUGUUGCAAAUAAAAUACCACUGCUAUUCUUAUUCUUGCGUCGUUAAAUUGGCUUGUAUCGCGAGUGCCAUUAAUUUCUCGCGUUCCAACGAACGAACUUCCUAUGGUCCGUUACGGCCAACUUUGUGCAAUAUGCCAUUGUUAAUUGACUUGUGUUAAGUUUUCUACGUAGAAGUCGUAAGAUUACUUUGUCAUUUAACAUGUGUUUACUUAUAGUUAUAGUUUACUUGUAAGAAACAUACAGUAUAAAAUUGCGUACUUAUUGUUGAAUAUUUCUUGUAUUACUGAAUCUACAAAUUGUAUAAAAUCUUUUGCAAAGUAUUAUAUAUUGCGAAGUAAAACAUUACGCGUGUUUAUUUUAUAUAUAUUAAAACUACAGUUAGCUGUGUAUGUAACAAAUAAGUUUUAUUUGUCAAUUUAAAAGCUCUCUCUCUCUCUCUUUCUCUCUCUGUUGCAUUAUUUAUACAUGUUAUUUUACAUCGAUAUUGAGGUAGAAUAAAUAAUGUACAUAAUUCAUUAAUAAAGCAUUUUAUGUACAAUAUUCUGCCGCGGGUAAAAUUCAUCGUGUUGCGUUUCCCUCGUUCACGCGUGCACGUGUGCGGGCACGGAUACAUACGAUAUGCGAGGUAUAUGUCUAAAAAAAAAAUUAAAAUCUAUAGUCUUCUGAAGAGAGAUAUCCUUUUUGAAUCUUUAAAGAGAGUGUCUGUAAAAGCUAUCUAUUUUCUGCGAUCUCUAUGCCUAUAUGUAUCCGAAUUAUAUGAAGAUAGCGUAAAAUCAGAAUAUACUUACACUUACAACGGGAACAAAAAAAAAGAUGCGCCGAUGACGUGUAACUUUGUCCUCCUGAUGUAAACGUUUCAUCGUUCGUCGACUAUCUGUAAGAGAAAUUAAUGGUUUAGAUCAUUACAAUAAACCACAGGCUUUCUUUUUCUCGUUACACAGACAUUUCGGAAAGUGUCCAAUGGAUAUCUGUUGGUUUCUUCCAAUGUUUCUUUCGAUAUGUAAUUUAUUAGUGAAAUGCGCGUUGCGACGAACACGCUGUGAAAAUUUUGAGUUUAAGAGUUUCUCCCGAAAUGUCUUUCAACGAGAAAUCAAAGAUUCUCUUAUCAAGUGCCUUUGUGUAUUUUUGUAAUUUAAGCUAACUCGGUGUAAGCCCCAUGAGUAUCACACUGUGUAACGUACUAUUAUAUACAUUAUAUUAUUGAUA
Molecule: messenger RNA, 4122 nt
Organism: Ooceraea biroi (clonal raider ant)
Lineage: Eukaryota; Metazoa; Arthropoda; Insecta; Hymenoptera; Formicidae
Gene: Rgk3
Product: Rad, Gem/Kir family member 3
Cellular component (GO): plasma membrane
Molecular function (GO): GTP binding; GTPase activity; calcium channel regulator activity
Source: RefSeq, a predicted model, not a curated record